Messenger RNA from Anastrepha ludens (Mexican fruit fly), 3433 nucleotides. RefSeq lists its product as uncharacterized. The transcript is spliced from 2 exons. Gene Ontology annotation, molecular function: nucleic acid binding; zinc ion binding. NCBI's taxonomy places the organism in Eukaryota, Metazoa, Arthropoda, Insecta, Diptera, Tephritidae. The record is from RefSeq and is a predicted model, not a curated record. The coding region runs from base 788 to 3433 and encodes 881 amino acids.
CUAUUUGCUUUUGGUGGUUUUUGACUUUGGCAUAUUAUACAAUACAAUGAAAAAUUGUAACUGGUAACGCGGAUAUGUAUAUGCAACAUUGUGUCGACAUAAGCAAUUACAGACAUACAUACAAACCGAUGUAUUGUGUAAAUAUGUAACUACAAGAACGCAGUUGUUUUCUACGGGAUAAGUUUUGCUCAAUUUUGUGCAUCCACGAAAAGGGAAUGCGAUUCGUUGGCGAGUGUGAGCACCAUAAGACACUGAAUUAUGUAAACUUAGCUGCAGUCGAACAGUAUUCGUUUGUGAUUAGAACCAAACAAUGUUAACGCUGUGUUCGGAGCCGCGGAUGAUCUGCCCUAAUGCACCCGCAAAUAAACAGUAGCUUGCAAGCACAUAUGUACGUACAUACAGAGGUGGGCACAUACAUAUUUUUCUUAUCUAUCGCUAUGUUGUGCCGGUACAUAGAAAUUUAUGUAAUUAUCAUGUUUUUUAUUUCUGUUAUUCCUUGAAAUCCGUUCUUCGUUGUUCUGCAUAAAUAUGUCACACAGCAAGUAAGUUAGGCAGUCUUGUACAAACAUUUGAAAAUAAAUAGUCGAAUAAAAGGGCAAAGGAAUCGUUUUUCUUUUAACAUAACUCUACUAAAAAGGCUUAGCUAGCUCUAACAUUGGUGACCCCGACGUGAUAAUAUAACGCGAUUUUCCGGUAUUUUUUAAAUCCGUUAUUAAAAACGUACAGUUGUGCCUGCCGCGCACUGAUAUAAUUUCGACUCUCGUUUGCCAACGUCUAAACCUUCGUCAUGCAAGGGGAAGAUAUAGAUCGAGCAGCCUUUCUAAGACUGAAAACCAAGGCUAUUUUCAACAGAUUGGAGCGCUUAAUCAAAGAGUUGGCCUCAGACAAGCUGCACAGUAUGGACGAGUACAGUAUUUCGGCAACGCUAGAAUCUCUGGUCGAAUUGAAAUCCAACUUUUCUGUCGCGCAUACAAGCUUAGAGGAAUUAGAUUUUGACUCCAUAGCCAGCGAUUUGCCAAGCCACUUCGAUGCUGCUCUAAUCAACCUUAGGGCUAGCUUGCAACGCGAGAUAGGUAAACGUAGUACCUCUCAACAUUGCUCCACGUUCAGGAUGAACUCCAGUGAAGCCCAAUCAAUCGUCGUGAACGCCAAUAGUUCACGUCUACCAUUACUAACGCUGCAUAAAUUUUGUGGGGCCUACACUGAGUGGACAAAUUUCUAUUCGAUGUUCACGUCAAUUAUCGACAAGGACAGCGACCUCACAAACAUCGACAAACUACAACAUUUGUGUUCCUGUUUGAGUGGCGCUGCCCUCGACACCGUGCGGUCACUGGAAAUAAGCAAUGAUAAUUAUAAAACUGCUUUAGAACUUUUGCAGAAGCGUUUCGAUAACAAACGUCUUAUAUUUCAGGCACACGUCAGGGAGAUAUUUGGGCUGAGCAAGGUGGAUUCAAACGUAGGCAUGCUCCGAAAGCUGACAGACAAGGUCACUUCACACAUUCGUGCAUUACAGUCGCUCGCAUCUAACGAGAAAAUUGCAGACUGCAUCAUCGUACAAAUGAUUCUCCAGAAACUUGACAAAACGACGCAGGCCAAAUGGGAGGAAACCUCAUCGAUCAGCGAGCUGCCAUCCUGGGAUCAAUUGACUGCAUUCUUGGAAAGGCGCUGCCGAAUGCUUGAGAAUGUUGAGCAUGCUGUUCAAGCACAGACUGGUCAGGCGUUAAGGCAUAGCAAAAACGACAGUAUUAGUCAAAGGAAAACGUUUGUCGCCUCCAAAGGCUCAACACGUGUUUGUGUAUUUUGUGGAGCACCCGAGCAUGCAAUUUAUAGUUGUCAACUUUUCGCAAAUUUAGAUCCGAACUCGCGCCUGGGGGAAGUUAAGAAGCUUGCACUUUGUCUUAACUGCCUCAAGGCUGGCCAUCAAAUGCGGGACUGCAAAUCCGGAUCGUGCCGCACCUGCCAGUCGAAACACCACACGCUCCUGCAUUUUAACCGCUCAACUGCUUCGUUAACCGAUAGUCAAGCCGAUGCUUCAUCGGUGGCCACAAUUCGAUCCAGUGCUAUGACUGCAUCGAUAUCUGCUUCGCUUAGUGCCACCGUGUCUCCUUCUGAUGCUGUGCUCCUAGCUACUGCCGUCAUUCUUGUAAAAAAUCGUGCUGGAAUCUUCGUGUCCUGUCGCGCUCUUUUAGAUUCUGGUUCCCAGUUGCACUUCGUCACAACUCGCUUCGCAAAUCAACUUCAGCUAUUCAAAACAAAAGCUUCUGCUACAGUCUCUGGAAUUGGAGAUGCCAACUUCCCAACGGAAGGUUACUCACUCGAUCUCGUACUUAAGUCGCGGACUUCAGAUUUUUCAACAAGCAUCACUGCCCUUGUUGUGAAAACCAUCACCGACAAUCAGCCUGGCUGCUCCGUGAGCACCAACGAGUGGAAUGUUCCGUCGAAUAUACCACUAGCCGAUCCUGGGUUCAACUUACCACAGCGUAUUGAUCUGCUCAUCGGAGCAGGACUGUUCUUCGAUCUACUUUGUGUGGGUCAGAUACGCUUAGGAUCUGGUUUACCACUACUUCAGAAAACUCGUCUCGGAUGGGUGCUAUCUGGAGGUGGGCAACAAACUCCAAACCUGUCAUCAUUCGUCGUGAGGCAGAAAUCCUCCAGUGGUCUCAUUCCCAGCACUCGGCUGGACUAUUUAGUACGUCGGUUUUGGGAGAUCGAGCACAUUUUCGAACCGAUCUCUAAGGCCUCCCAAGAAGAUCUUGACUGCGAAGCCCACUUCCAGGGAAAUUAUUUUCGAUUGCCAUCAGGUGAAUACUCUGUUCGUCUGCCCAUAAAACGAAGCAUGGAUGCCCUAGGAGACUCCUAUUUACAAUCUCGUCAACGCUUUCAAGGUCUGGAACGAAAAUUCGCCCGUAACCCUGAUCUAAAGGCAGAAUACAGUAAGUUUAUUAAGGAAUAUGUGGACCUCAACCACAUGUCGCUGGUUUCCAACGAGGUUGUACAACAAUGCAAGUACUUCCUGCCACAUCAUUGCGUUAUCAAGGAUGACAGUAGUACAACAAAAUUGAGGGUGGUUUUUGAUGGAUCUGCAACUACUACCUCAGGUUUUUCGUUAAAUGACCUACUCAUGGCAGGCCCAACUAUUCAACCGAAGCUUUUUCAUAUUCUCAUUAGAUUUCGUACUUUUCCUAUAGCACUUACUGCAGACAUCUGUAAGAUGUAUAGGUGUGUUCGCGUCACUCCACCGGACAACAUGCUCCAAUGGAUUUUGUGGCGAGAAUCUCCACAAGAAGACUUUCGCAUCUAUAAGCUCGACACGGUGACGUAUGGAACUAAGCCUGCAGCGUUUCUAGCCAUCCGAGCCAUGCACCAACUCGCAGCAGACGAAUCCGCGACUAUCCCAUUGGAGCAGAAGCGGUACUUCGGGACUUCUAUGUAG